This is a messenger RNA of Aureobasidium uvarum, 1302 nucleotides long. The record is from the annotation of a GenBank genome assembly. Lineage: Eukaryota; Fungi; Ascomycota; Dothideomycetes; Dothideales; Saccotheciaceae.
AUGUCUGGAGUCAAGGAGAACUUUGUCAUCCCCUUCACGGGAGCGCUACAGGCCUCGCUUGCCGUGUUGCUGACCAUUNUUUACGGUGUCAUUGCAGCUCAAUUCAACUUGCUGAAUGAAAAGUCGGCAAAGGAUAUCUCCAAGGCUUGCGUCAGGUUGUUCCUGCCUGCUUUGUUGAUUGUCAAUGUCGGACAGCAGUUGAGUCUUGAGUCUGGAACAAAGUAUCUAGCCGUCUUCAUCUGGGCCAUCAUCUACAAUGUGCUCAGCAUGGUGUUUGGUCUCGCAGUUCUUGUGCAGCNNACCAAAUUCUUGGAUUUACCUCAAUGGGUCACUCCCGCUCUCGCUUUCAACAACACGACCUCGCUCCCUCUUCUUCUCGUUCAGUCUCUGCAAUCAACCGGCAUCCUCGACUCCCUCGAUGCAUCCAGCAGCACCAUCGACCGUGCCAAGUCAUACUUUCUCGUCAAUGCUAUGGUCUCGAACUCCUUGACCUUCGCUCUCGGACCUCGUCUCCUCAAUGGACAAAACGAAGAUUCACCAGAUGAAGAGCCGGAGAAAGAAGACGAUGACACAGAAGAGGCCGAAAGAGGUUCAAUCCACGAACACCAAGAAGAGAACGAGCAGACCUCUCUCCUGCCCAACCGCGCCGUCCGUCCUGGAGUCAAGGCCAUCUAUCAUACUCACAAGCGCUUGAGUAACUACUACAACUCGCUCUCUCCCCGCACACAAGCCACACUCGACUUCCUCUACCAAUUCUGCAACCCACCUCUCAUUGGCGCUGUCAUUGGUGCAAUCGUCGGCUUGGUCCCCGCUCUGCACACCCUCUUCUUCAGCUCGCCCAACGAAGGCGGUUACCUCAAUGCUUGGCUGACCUCCUCGAUUAAAAACAUCGGAGACCUCUUCGCAUCCCUCCAAGUCGUUGUGGUUGGUGUAAAGCUCUCGCAAGCCAUGUUGCGCUACAAGAAAGGAGAGCAAAGCGGUAGUGUGCCUUGGAAACCUUUUACCAUCAUCACCGUCGUCCGCUUCGUCGUCUGGCCACUGAUCAGUAUCCCUUUGGUCUGGGUCUUAGCCAGCAAGACUAGCGUUCUUUCCGACGACCCUAUUUUGUGGUUUGCCAUGAUGCUGAUGCCUACUGGUCCACCGGCCAUGAAAUUGACUGCACUUGCUGAUGUUAGCGGUGCUGGUGAUGAGGAAAAGAUGAGUAUCGCAAAGUUCUUGACUAUCUCCUAUGCCAUCUCGCCCUUGAUCUGUUUCUCCGUCGUUGGUGCACUGAAAGCUAGUCAAGCCAUCGCUAGCAGCUGA